Molecule: messenger RNA, 960 nt
Organism: Felis catus (domestic cat)
Lineage: Eukaryota; Metazoa; Chordata; Mammalia; Carnivora; Felidae
Gene: FELCATV1R12
Product: vomeronasal 1 receptor felCatV1R12
Biological process (GO): G protein-coupled receptor signaling pathway
Cellular component (GO): membrane
Molecular function (GO): pheromone receptor activity
Source: RefSeq, marked inferred
AUGGUCAAAUGGGAUCUGGCCAUCGGUCUGAUCUUCUUAACACAGACUACCGUUGGAAUCCUGGGCAAUUUCUCACUUCUUUGUCAUUAUAUCAUCCUUUCCUUCACUGAGUACAGGUGGAGGUCCACAGAUUUCAUUCAUAAGCACCUGAUUGUAGCCAACUUCUUAGCCCUACUCUGUAAAGGAGUCCCCCAGACCAUGGCAGCAUUUGGGCGGAAACAUUUCCUCAGUGACAUUGGAUGCAAACUUCUUCUCUUUCUUCACAGAGUGGGGAGGGGAGUGUCCAUUGGUAGCAUCUGCAUCUUGAGCGUCUACCAGGCCAUCACCAUCAGCCCUGGGAACUCCAGGUGGGCAGAGCUUAAAGUUAAAGCGCCCAAAUACAUUUUCCCCUCUAUUUUCCUGUGUUGGGUCCUGCAAAUGCUGGUGAAUAUCAUUUUCCCUAUGUACUUAACGAGCACAUUGAGUGAUAAGAACACCACAAACAAAAAGGAUUUUGGAUACUGUUCUUCGGUUCGUCAUGACAAAACUAGUGACUCACUGUAUGGACUGUUGUUAUCAUUCCCCGAUGUGUUAUGUCUGGGGCUCAUGCUCUGGGCCAGCAGCUCCAUGGUUUUCAUCCUGUACAGGCACAAGCAGCGAGUCCAACAUAUUCGAGGAACCAAUGCUUCUUCCAGAACCUCCCCGGAGUCCAGAGCCACCAAAACUAUCCUUCUCCUGGUGAGCACCUUUGUCUGUUUUUACACCCUCUCCUCCAUCUUUCAACUUGUUAUGAGUCUUUUUGAUAAUCCCAGCUUGAUCCUCGUGAAUGUCACUGCAGUCUUGUCUGUGUGUUUCCCAACUGUCAGCCCCUUUCUGUUCAUGAGCCACAACUCCAAGGUACCCAAGGUACCCAAGGUACCCAGGCUCUGCUUUGCCUGGAGAAGGAAUAUAAGACCUCCUUGUCUUAUGAAAAAUAUGUAG